Messenger RNA from Athalia rosae (coleseed sawfly), 8570 nucleotides. RefSeq names its product pyrokinin-1 receptor-like. Bases 4670 to 6643 code for a protein of 657 amino acids. NCBI's taxonomy places the organism in Eukaryota, Metazoa, Arthropoda, Insecta, Hymenoptera, Athaliidae. Gene Ontology annotation, cellular component: plasma membrane. The record is from RefSeq and is a predicted model, not a curated record. The transcript is spliced from 3 exons. Gene Ontology annotation, biological process: neuropeptide signaling pathway. Gene Ontology annotation, molecular function: neuromedin U receptor activity.
AAAAAAAAAAAAAUAGAACAGAGGUGAGAACACAUGCGGAAAAUGAAAUGAAACAGCUGAAUAAAGUUAUUUCGAAGAAUAUUCCUCGUAGCUAAAUUCAUCCACUUGACGGAUCGGUGUUCUUGAGGUCAAAAUGCAUUCGAAAAUUGCAAUUGAUUUUGAAAAACCUCACAUUUUCGAGUUGUCGCCAAUUUGUUGCUCCGAAAAGUAGAAACAAUUGAGACAUCUCGAUAAGUUUAGUCACCACUUGACUCAUCCAACGAAUUCAAAUUUCCGAGCUAAAAAUACACCACAAACAAGUCGCAUGAUCGAUAAAAAAAAAAAUACUCAAUUUUUGUAAACGAAAAUCGGCAAAAUAACAGAAGCAAAGCCCCAAAGUCCCGAAAUUUUCGCGCUUUCUGAAACCGGAUAUCAAAGACUUUUGGCAACGUUCGAGCGACACAAGAUUUAUCGCAUUUGUGGGGCACAUAUUCGUGUCCUGCUUACCCGCGGGUGCAAUUUUUCAUGAUCAUGUGCUCAAAUGUUCGUGUUUAACGAUUCGAUUCAAAUGCGCUGAAGAUAUUGAUACUCAUUCAACAGCUGAUUCUAAUUGUCAGUCGGUCAAAGCGCAACUCUUAUAGAUUGUUCCGUUGGCUCGUGGUGAAUGAGAAGACGAAAAAUAAACAAGUGAGACAUGUGGAAACGAUAUCUUGGGCUAUUUUGCUAGACGCGUUACUCGCACAAGGAUCAUUUCAACAAGCUUAGUUUUUAUUAUAAUAUACUGCAGCUGAUGGCGAAAUCCUCCUUCGCAAACGCAUUUUCUCACGCCCCUCCCAUUCCCUAUUUUCAUCUUCACUCACAACCGGAAAAUACAUUUUCGCUGUGCGUUCGCACGAUCUACUGAAGGGAGAAAAAUGCAAUUUUGUAGAGAAUCUACAUCGACAUUCGUUGAUCGAACGAAAAUAAUCCGAAUGUCACCGAAUCAAUAUACCCGCAUGCCCUCAGCCGUAUAGAGGGUUAAUUCGCUCAGUCGGUUGCGUCAUUUAUUCGCCUUUAUAUUUUUAUCUAUUUUUUUUUUUUUUUUUUUUUCUUGUUGUUGUCUAUCAAUUGACCGCUAGAAUUACCCAACGAAUGUCGUCAGCGGGAUAACUCGGACAAGUGAUGCGUACAGAGUGGAAGAAACCGAGCAAAAAAUUACAUCAGGAGCAACGUACCAGAGAUGCGGACCCGAAGUUACGUAGCUACGGGGAGGCUUCCUAAUUAUUUGAGGGUGGUGUACAGCCGAGGUUACAGGGUUCGAAACACUUGAGUUUGCCAAUUAAAAUCCACAGAGCCAGUCCGCUGUGCUCUAUACCCAUAAUGUCUGCUCUAAUGUGCUUCGUCGGAAUACCAGAGAGCUGCAGGAAAAUGAAAACCAAAGAUUCCAUGGAUGGGAAAAAAAAAACUCCGCAGAAUAUCAACGAUCUUAUUUCUCAAUGAGGUAAAACAAAAAACGAACGACUGAAAGGGUGGAUGGUUCUUCUGAAGAAAAGAGGAGACGUCAAAGCGACUCUCUCAAUUUUUUGUAACGAAUAAGUUUUUUGCUAGCGUAUCUGAUUUGCAGUAGAACACUCGAUGUCUGUUUUCUGUUUUCCCUCGUUUUUCAUUUGAUAUUCGUUCGAUAUCGUUAUUCAAUUGUAUUCGCUUACUGAACAUUUCGAGUGAGCAGCGUAAAGCCAGAGCGGUAUUACUGGGGUGCGAGGAUCGCAAAAAUUUCAUCUAUGUAAGAGGAAUUCCGAGAGUUAUUAUCAGCAACUGGUAGCGAUUAUCUUGGGCAAUACAAACUUUAUUUCGCAGCCAACGAACCCUUUCCGUUCAACCGUGUGAUCUAGGUAACCUCAAGGUAACCUAUUCUAAGCCUACGGGACUUGGCUACACAGAGGUACUUCCGUCGGAGGGCCGUAGCGGUCGUUUGCACAAAGUACAUCGUUUGGUUAGACGAACGGAAACAGAGGGAAUCUUUUUUUAUACGCUACGGAUACCCCAGGGUUCCUUGAUAUGCGUAAAUAAAAUAAAAAGUCAAAUACGGGAAAGAAAAUUCGAGAGUAAAUUUCCGCUCGAAAACUGAAAAUAAAUAAAAAAAAAAAAAAGAACUUCUUCCAAAGUUUAUCGGGAUGAUUUUUUCAUGAACGCAAAAAACAGACUCGUCUGAUGUGUAAGUGGAAAAAGAAAAUCACGGUCAUGAUUUAUUGAUACGGAAAAUUUUGACGUAGUCUGUGGACCACUCGAAACACUAAGCCGACAUGACGUAUGUUACAAUUUAUUUUAAGCUCGAAGUCGAGAUAACUUUGGAAGACAUAGAAAUGUGGGCCGAACAUCGUGAUUGAAGUCUUUCCAAAGUAAAGCUAUUGAAUUACAUCUUAUAUUAGCCAAUAUAAAAAAAAAAAAAAAAAAAACGAGGAGAAGUUAUAUUAUUUUUGUCGCAUUUAUGCAAUCGUCCGACUUUAAAUAAUCGGAACAAAAGUAUGUACACCAUUGGUGGUACUCGUUUCGAGGAACAAGUCGGUGUAAUAUAUGCGUAAUUGUUUCGAGAAUGAUCUGUGACGGUGAAACCGAAAUGCAGAAGUUUUUCUAAACUUUACAAUCUCGCCGACGAUUUGUAUUCAGGUCGUGCACUGUUUUGUCCGACAUUUGGAUCGUCCGCAAUUUCUUUGCAAAUUUAUACUUUUCAUCGCGUACGAAAUAUGAAUGUGCACGCGGUGCGAUUCCUGAAAAAAGUAAUCUCUCAGCUUUUCGCAACCCUAGUUCACCGACUUUCAAUUUUCACGAAGCCUACCUGUUGAGCCGGCGGUAAUAAAGUGAAAUAAACUUAUCGAAUUUCGAAGCGCUCGUUAGAAUUCCGGAUCAGAAUUUUCUCUGAUUUAUCACAGGAUCGUAUCGGAAACUCUGAACACAUGUAAGAGGAAAAAAAAAGAAUCGAAACUCUAAAGUAAACGGCGCUAAUUUUCCGGAAAAUUUGUUUAACAUUAUUUGAUAAAUUUACUUUUUCAUUCAUAAAAUAAUGGCACAGGAUACUCGAGUACCACGAGAUCGGACGUUACACGUGACGUAUAUUCGGUUUUCGAAAGAGCGGAAAAGGAACAAAGAGAAACCUACCUACCAGCCGGGUGUACCUUCAUUUACAUUAAUACGGUUUACGGCAAGCAAACACGCGUAACUGUAUAACAAAUGGAGGUAACUACCCGAGAGCACAGGGGGAUUAUUUUAUUCUUUCGUUUAAGAAAUCCAAAAACCGAUUUUUCUUCUCUAAAGCAACCGUGGAGAAAAAAUUUUCACAAUCCAUUUUCCACGCGAUUGAAAUCCCAUUUUAUCGUCUGCAGUACACCGGUAAAAUAUUUUUCGUCUCAAUGAAUUAUUCAUUACAUUGACGUUUUAAAGUCGGCGGAAGUGAAAUGAAAUGAAAAUUGAAAAAAAAAGGGAGACAUUCGGAAACGUCAUCGCCGAAAUAGAAUGGUAGAAAUUUUUUUUUCGAAACAUCAAUUUUAAUCAACGCUUCAUUAAGAUCUAAAAUUAAACUCGCGAAGACGCACGCUCAAGGAGCUCGUGUGCGACGAAAUCUAGCGGAGAAUCACAAAUGACGUACUACAUGAGAUUUUGAUGGAAAAUCAAUUUCGGCCAAAGUUUGUCUACCGCUGUAUGCUACGGUGUCAGGAAUUCGAUGAGGCUUCUGUCACGACAUCGACGGAGAAGGGAACGUAAUUGGAAAGGCUUUCCAUCGCACGAUCUGGUUUCAAGAAUCGAUCGAUUUUCCUCUUUUUCUCGGUGCGUAUCGAGUUUCCCGCUAGCAAAAUUAGCUCCGCCUCGAGCAUUGCGGUGGCACAUCCAUCGCCGGAACAAUAAUUAAUAAGAGUUUCGAUGGAAACUUUUGACACGCGGAUCAAUGAACCGGAAAAAUACACAGGUGAAAAAUAAGAGGAAUUCCGACCGCGGAAACCGCGAACCAUAAGGAUGAAUGAAAAACGAAAGGAAAGGAGAGAGAGAGAGAGAGAAGAAUACAAGUUUUUAUCGCGAGAUGUUCGAUGGACAAUGUCCGCCGGGAUGUGUACCGAUAAAUUAUUUCCUCGGCUUCGAUGUUAUCCUGAAAGUUUGGCGGCCGCGCAGAAUGCGGUGGAUGCCCCGCGUCGCGUCGCGAUGCGAGAACACGAACGUCGUCCCGUGUGUUCCCACUUCACGUCGUCGCCGUGCGUUUUACCUCGGUUGCCCCGAUGCCUUCGCCACGGCGCUUUUCCCGCCGUCGCAGUUGUCCUAUUCACGCCGCGAGUUACGGAGCGUGCACACGAUAUUUGAACGUCGAAAACUCGACCGGCGUCCCAUCGUUCGAAUUAUCGUAUCGUGGAGCGCGGAGAUGUAACGAGAGUCGUGAAAAAACAUUCGACGAAUGCAACGAAAAUUUGGAUCACGAGUAACCGUUUCCUAAAUUUCUUUUUGGUUUUUUUCAAUCUCCUUAUUUUCCGACGCUCCGUUCGUUCGUACGACGAUGACGAAUUUGUUUUCGCGCGGCGGAAAUGUGAGGUGCAUUUUUCGGGGACUUUUCGGACCCUGCAAUCGCAGGAUCUCGCCUGCUCGCCGUGCGGUGUACUGAUUGAAAAUGUGUCGAAAAUAAUCGAAGAUUGCAAUGAAUCAGUAACAAAGUGAAUCAGAUCGACGGAUCAUGGAAGUGUCUACGAAAAAUGUGGCCCUCGUCAAUUCGACGGAGGGUUUGUCGGCCCAAAAUUACGAGCUACUGUCCAACGGUUCGGAGGAAGAUUUCGCUCUGAAUAUAUUCGGACCGGUUCGCGACGCCUUGUACGUGGUGGUGCCGAUCACCGUGAUUUACGCGUCGAUAUUCCUUACCGGGAUAAUCGGGAACGUGAGCACGUGCAUAGUAAUAGCGAGGAACAAAUCGAUGCACACGGCCACCAAUUACUAUCUAUUCAGUCUGGCGAUAUCGGAUCUUUUGCUACUGGUUUCCGGUCUGCCCCCGGAAAUUUAUCUCGUCUGGUCCAAGUACCCUUAUAUUUUCGGCGAGAGUUUCUGCGUGCUCAGAGGAUUGGCCGCGGAAACAUCGACGAACGCCACGGUUCUCACCAUCACAGCCUUCACCAUUGAAAGAUACGUCGCUAUAUGUCAUCCGUUUUUAUCCCACACAAUGUCGAAGCUCUCCAGAGCCAUAAAGCUGAUCCUGAUUAUUUGGCUGGUCGCUCUCUCGUUCGCGAUACCGCAAGCCCUUCAAUUCGGAAUCGUCAAACACCGGAUCGAGACGACCGAGAUAAUGUUGUGCACCCUUAAAACGGUAAUCGUUCAACACUCCUUCGAGCUAUCGACUUUCCUAUUUUUUCUCGUACCAAUGACUCUGAUAACCGUACUCUACGCCCUCAUCGGAUUGAAGCUGAGAAAGUCAAACAUGAUGAAAAGGGACUCCGGAACUUCCUGUAGCAGGAGUCGCAAAAAUACACCAUUCGUUAGAAAGGACAGAAACUGCCGACAUCAUACCGGAAGAUCCUCCCGUAGGGUACUCAAAAUGCUGGUUGCCGUUGUGGUGGCGUUCUUCAUUUGCUGGGCGCCGUUUCACGUGCAGAGAUUGAUCGCUAUCUGGGGUACGAGUACCGUCGAUCACGUCAGUUCGAACAGUCCUUGGAUGGAAUUUCUCUACCUACUUUUCACCUACGUAUCCGGUGUCCUUUACUACGUUUCCACGACGAUUAAUCCAAUUUUGUACAACAUAAUGUCGAACAAAUUUCGCGAAGCGUUCAUGGAGACAUUGGGACGCUGUUGCAGGAUCGGGGCUUUCAAAGGGCGUCGCGGACAACGUCGUUCAUACUCAACCCUGUCACGUUCGCAACAGCGAGCCAAUGGGAUCUUCGCAUGUAGAAAUGGUGGAAUGGGAGGUCAUCAGGAGAGCACAGAUUGUUCGGGAAAUUCACAAUCGAUCAGAGAGGACAGUGUGCAGCAAAGCGUCUCGGGAGGCGGUUGCGGCAGGAUCGGCGGCAGCCCGAUCGAAGAGGGAGGCGGAGGAAUCGUGUCGAAAAAUCCAUCUAACGAGUCAUCGCAUCAGCGGGUGACGUCGUACGGUGGUAAACGAUCAUCGUCGCGUCGUACUUUGAGUACGGAAAUCGGCAGCAGUACGGACAUGAAAUAUUCGGAAACCUGCAGCAGCAACAGAUCCGUUCACGGUUACCACUACCGCGGAGGUCGUUGGUCGACCAACCGGGGAAGUUUCGCGUCUAACAACGGCCACCAAAAACAAAACGACGACGAAUUGAUCGCCGUUAGAUAUCCGCGGACGCCGGACAGCCCGGUGAGCCUGGAAGCCGUCAAAGUCAAGGGGACCGCGAUAAUUUAUCGUCCGAACGGCAAGGCGAGGUUCACGAGCAGGUGGUGGAAUUUAUUGAAGUGGUUGUCCAAUAGGAGGAAGCCAUUGGCUACUAAUCGACGAAUGACUUCCUCGCCAUCCGGUCCGAUCGAGAAUAUGAUAAUCGACGUUCAGGUGAAUCCCGAGGAAUAUUCUAUGACAGCUUGCGACAUCAGCAACACUAGUCUGAGGGACGUUGAUCGCAGGGCUAUGGACGAGGAGCUUUCGGCUUACAUGGAAGAGAUACGGAACCGUGAGAUUCAGAACGAGAUGAGAGUUUCGGAAAACGGUUAGACGAAAAUUUGAAGCACAACCUUCCCCCGAUAACUGAUCGAUCCAGGGUGUGGUUUAACGAUUUGUUUAGAAAUCGCGCUGGGUACAGAUCACCGCGCCGUUUUAUUUUCGGACGUAAAAUAAACUCUCAAAUCGUUAAAACGUUCGGAUUUAUAUUUCACCGGACAUCGUGAAAUUUAUUACGACGUAAACGAGAAUCUAUGAUUUGUCUUGAAUAUAUUAUUAUUAUCAUUAUUAUCAUUAUUAUCAUUAUGGUUACUGUCACUACUUCUACUACUAUUUUUAUUACUGCUAUUAUUACUAUUACCAUUACUGUUAGUAUUACUAUCACUAUUAUUAUUAUUAUUGUCACUCGGCCAAACUACUGUUCAAAAAUUAUUUUCAUUUUCAAUUGCUCAAAACCCUACGUUACAUGUAGGUGCAGUGAUAACACAUGCGCUAUCGCGAUUAUUACUUUUUCUACUUUAAUCGUGGGAAAGAAAUGCAAAAUUUCAUGACAUUGAUACUGAUAUUCUUUGCAUUUUAUACAAAGAGUAAUAAGAUUAUUUUAUCGGUGUAAAAUUCAUGAUCGUAUCAUACGUAUGAAAGUUCGGAAGUCAGCCAAAGUGGUCAUUUAUAUUGUCCGCGAUAGAAAAACAUCGAAUGAAAUAAUAUUUACUGAAUUUUUAAUCACUUCCUCUAGUUGUUUUCAGCAAUAGGUAAUUAUUGACGAUUCUAGUUUAUUUUUAAUUUUUUUUUUUUUUUUUCUCUCUUCGUUGUUUUCACGACGAAUACGAGGUUACUUCGACAUAUGUCCGUGUGGAAAAAUCGUGAGCGUAAUUUGUAACAAAUAUACGAUAUCCUCGAACUAAUUGUUUGUAUAUUAUGUAAGAUAAUUUUAUAUAACGAGUCGUAUGUAUAGGAGUUCUGUACACAUUGUUGUGAACAAUCAAAGCACGCCGAUAUAUAUAGCUGCGAAAUUGUUCAAAUGAAUCGACGGUUUAUAAUGCGUAGUCAUCAUCUGCCGUACGCGGUAUUUAAUUAGGAUUGCGAUAAAUUUACAAAAAGUAAAAUGAAGAGAAGAAAAACUAAACGAAAUAUAAUCAUAAAUAUAUACUAUAUUCCAUCUACAUUACCCAUUACGUAUUAAUUUCAAAUCGUCAGUGGCUCGUAAUAUACCCUUGAAAGAAUGAAUCCGAACAAUAUUCAAUUAAAUUACCUAUACUCGUACAUAGACGACGGACGAAGAUAUACAAAAAUGUUCGCAGUUCGCAUGUAGUUUUAGACUGAAUUCAUCUACACAUACCUAUGUGAGUAGUUCUACUUUUUAAUGUACGCGAUUACGCAAUGACCAAUAUGCAUAUAUGCUCGCUGGAUGAAAUAUAUAGUUUUACCAUUUUUUUUUCUAUUGUAAUUAAAAAUAAAAAAAAAACAAAAAACAAAACAAACUAUGGAAUAAUUGAAGUCCAUGAUGAGGCAAACUAUUCUAGCAAACAACGAACAAUUUAGACUUUUAAGUUGGCUAUUUAGACGUCUAUUAAUUUCUGAAGCGAAUCAAUUAGCGUAUAUAGGUAUACACGAAGUGCAUAACGGUAGAAUCUGGACGGCUGAAAAGUGACCAUAUUAUAAAUUAUGUACAUACAUUCAACUGUAAAAUCCAAAUAAUAUAUACGCAAAAGAUGUAGGAAAUUUAAGGAAUUCUGUGAUAUUAUGUUACACGUUAAUUGUGAAAUGAUUUGUUUAGAAAAAGUUUCAUUACCAAACUAGAAGUAAUAUACGUGUAAAUAUAUACUAUAUGUAUUAUCUAUAUAUGUGUGUGUGUAUAAUACCUAUAAAUAUAGAUCGUGUAAUCAACAAAUUUCUGUAAACACAUGAGUACACACUGUAAUUAAUAUUUAAUAUUGAACUACUAUACAUAUAGUUAUGAAUAAAGUACGUUUUAUUCUUU